Molecule: messenger RNA, 1853 nt
Organism: Glossina fuscipes
Lineage: Eukaryota; Metazoa; Arthropoda; Insecta; Diptera; Glossinidae
Gene: Ets65A
Product: DNA-binding protein D-ETS-3
Exons: 10
Coding region: 408-1841 (477 amino acids)
Biological process (GO): regulation of transcription by RNA polymerase II; cell differentiation
Cellular component (GO): nucleus
Molecular function (GO): sequence-specific DNA binding; DNA-binding transcription factor activity, RNA polymerase II-specific
Source: RefSeq, a predicted model, not a curated record
AUAAAGAAUUCUGUAAAAAUAGUAUUGUAAUGUUGUAGCAUACAAUUAACGGGCAACAAGCAAUAACAACAAUAACAAUGACAAAAAAAAUUUUUUUUUUUUGAUUUCUUAUGAAGUGUAUAUGCACGUAGACGUUUACGCAAUAAAAGCGUAAAGCGUUGCGACCGCGAUUACCGACUUAUAUAAGGCAGUGUGUUUGCAAAAUCAGUCAGCACAUGAAAAAUAAUAUAUGAAAAUGAAUAGAUUGACGACUAUCACAAGUGACAUUUUUAAGCUAAACUUCCUAUUAAAUCUUGGAUAUAAUUAAACUUAAUUUCAUAUACAUACGCGUGCAUGAGCACAUCCCUAAGUCAGUGUGUGUGUGUGUGUGCAUGUGGGCUUGUGCGCGUGUGUUACUUUUUUAUUAAAUGAAAAGACAAUUUAUCACAAAUCUGGAUUCCAUGCACGGCAUCAAUAUGUAUGAGAAUUCGUGCUCAUAUCAGACGGCGUUAGAUCUUAAACGAGUAUCGCCGCCUACUUUGACGCAAGUAAAAACUGAGGAUUGCUUGACAUUAGGACAAUGUUCGCCGGAUUGGACAUCGUAUCGUUUCCAUCAAUCGACAUUCGAGCAACUAAAACAAAGUGUAGAAAAGGCUAAGGCCGCCUUACAGGAUCGUAGUACUUUUUUUGGAGCCUCAAGUGCAUUUAGCGAUAUUUAUUCUACACCACGUCUAAGUGAUACGUUAGAUACUUUGCCAAAUGUCCAGGGUAACAAUGGUGCCAACUGUAUAGGCAUUGUUCAUAAUUCGAAUUCGUCUUCGGUGGGUGCGAGUACACCAAGUCUGGUAUUGAAUGGCAAUUGUAUAACGACGGUAUCGUCAGUCACUUCAGGGCAACGUUAUCGUUUAGACAGCCUACAGCCAGCCGGUUGUUCGCCGGUUACACAGCAUGGUGUGAUUACUUCAAGUGCAGCCCCGCCACCACCUUCGUCAUCAUUAGCUACAACAACACUGGAUGGAUCUCCACAUCUAGAUACCAAGACCAGAGAAAAAUCCUCUGUGGCUUGUUCCUCUUCCUCUGUAAAUUCUCAUAGCGUUUCUAAUAAUGAAAAUCAUCGGUCUUCCAGCAGCAAAUGCGUAACGGAUUCAUCAUACAAGUCCUCGUGGGGCUCCCACAGCUCAACACAAUCUCAAGGCUACAGUUCGAAUGCUUUGAGCAGUGUAGGAGUAAGUGUUGGAAAAUCAUCACUGGAUCCACAUUCACAUUUAAGACAACCUGAUCCAUAUCAAAUGUUCGGACCCACCAGCAGUCGCUUGGCUAGUUCGGGUUCAGGUCAAAUACAAUUGUGGCAAUUUUUAUUGGAGCUCUUAUCGGAUUCAAGCAAUGCCGGCUGUAUUACCUGGGAGGGUACAAACGGUGAAUUCAAAUUAACCGAUCCCGACGAGGUGGCCAGACGUUGGGGCGAACGUAAAUCAAAGCCGAAUAUGAAUUACGAUAAACUAAGCCGGGCUUUAAGAUAUUAUUACGAUAAAAAUAUUAUGACCAAGGUUCAUGGCAAACGUUAUGCGUACAAGUUCGAUUUUCAAGGUUUAGCAGCAGCCACUCAACCUGCUGCCAGCGAUCCCACUUAUAAAUAUCAAAGUGAUUUAUUUAUGACACCAUAUCAUCAUAGCGCCAAGCUAUCCUCUUUCAUGAGUCCACACCAUGGUAUGACUUCAUCAUCAGCAUCCAUUUUUCCAUCGGCCGCUUCUUGGGGCAAUUGGGGCAAUCAUGCCACAAAUUUGUAUCAGCCGCAUUCAAUGGGCCAUGUGACACCCUCUCAUGUGGCACCCCAUCUUAGUUCCUAUCCCCACUACGCAUGACCAUCAUCGUCU